Pyricularia grisea is the source of this 411-nucleotide messenger RNA. RefSeq lists its product as uncharacterized. The transcript is spliced from 3 exons. The record is from RefSeq and is a predicted model, not a curated record. The coding region runs from base 1 to 411 and encodes 136 amino acids. Lineage: Eukaryota; Fungi; Ascomycota; Sordariomycetes; Magnaporthales; Pyriculariaceae.
AUGGCGCCGACGAGGGCUGGGUUCAUGGAGACCACGGGAUUGGGAGGUCGCCGCCGGCGCCGGGUCAGGGCAUUCAUGUCUGCCGCCGAGGACCAGACUGGUGAUUCCCCAUGGCGCCUGCGUGGCGUUAAUUGUGGACAACGCCGGCUUGAAGACGCGGUGGCGCAGAAUUCUCGCCGGGAGGACGACGAACUGUCUUGGAUCGAGCAAAACUACCAGACCGAGCAAGAGAAAGAAGAGAGGCGGGCAGAUGCCAUCGCCAGACAAAAAGGGGCAGAAACUUCGGCUUCUUGCUUCUACUACGACCUAGAUGUGGCAUCUCUGCACGGUACGCCGACAGUGUCCGGCGAGCUGGACAAGACCACAGUCUUUGCAAAAGCAGUUGACGCACCUCGGCCACUCUGUUGGUAA